AUUAGCCCCGCCUCUACUCAUAUUGGGGCCCCUACCUCUGCUCGCAUAGUUCAGUACCGUUACAUGUGCGUGUCAGUGGACCGUCACGAGCCAUCAUGUCCAGACUGAGCCUGGCCUGCGCUAUCGCCAUUCUCGCAGUGCUUUUGUCGGGAUCCUGCCUCGCCAGCCGCAAACUUCUGGUGUUCCUCAUCGAUGGUUUUCGAUAUGAUUACAUGGACGAUCUGCAAAACUUGCCUGGGUUUAAAGAGAUUAUGGAUAAUGGGGUCAAAGUGGAUUACAUGACCCCCGACUUCCCCAGCCUUUCAUACCCCAAUUACUACUCACUAAUGACAGGCCGGUACUGUGAAGUGCACCAAAUGACAGGGAAUUACAUGUGGGAUCAGGGCUCUCUCAAGGAAUUCCUAAUCGGCAUCAACCCAGACAGUCGGCUGCCAAUGUGGUGGGACGGGUCUGAGCCCAUCUGGGUAACCAUGCAGAAACUCGGGAAGAAAGUCUUCAUGUACUAUUGGCCCGGUUGUGAGGUGGAGAUUCUGGGUGUGAGACCUUCGUUCUGUGAGGAAUACGUCUACAAUCCCACAGAGAGAAAUCUGACAGAUUCUAUUGAAAGAGCUCUCGAUGGUUUACGUAGUGGCAGAGCAGACAUGGCUGCUGUGUACUAUGAGAAGAUUGACGUAGAGGGGCAUCACUAUGGCCCCAUGUCUUCUCAGGUGAAGACUGCUGUUCAGAGGCUGGACAUCGCCUUCCAGGUGCUAAACCAAAAAAUUAAGGAGAAGGACCUGCGUGACGAGCUGAACGUCAUCAUGUUCUCCGACCAUGGGAUGACAGAGAUCAAGUGGAUGGAGAAAGUCAUUGAGCUUGUGACGUACAUAAACAUGUCUGACGUUGUCAAGAUGAUGGACCGGGGGCCUGUCGUCAGUCUGUGGCCAAAACAAGCUAAAUAUGAGGAGGUCUACAGAGCACUGAGCAGUGUACGGAACAUGAAUGUCUACAGGAGGAAUCAGGUCCCUGAUCGCUUCCAUUACAAGGGGGGGAAGUUUGUCUCCAGUCUGACCCUGGUGGCUGACCCUGGCUGGUUCAUAACAGAGAGCAAGUCCAAACUGCCUUUCUGGCAGAACAGCAGUUCACCAGAGCCGCAGGGAUGGCAGCAUGGUUGGCACGGCUACGACAACGAGUUUGUGGACAUGCGGGGCUUCUUCUUAGCACAGGGACCAGAUUUCAAGAGGAAUGUGCGUGCGGCCCCUAUCAGAGCAGUGGAUGUGUACAACCUGAUGUGUAGGACUCUGGGGAUUCUGCCUCUGCCCAACAACGGUUCCUGGUCCCGGGUGGAGUACCUUCUCAGUGGCUCUGUGGGCCUGGCCUGGCCUAGUCCUCUCUGGGCUCUGGGUCUACUAGUCCUGGUGCUGUCUCUACAGGCUUAGAAACAGAGAGAUUCCCUCAUUCACUAGAGUGGGUGAUGUCAUAUACCCACAUAGCUCUAUAAUGCGCUGAUAAUGGCAGGCAGAGUCAUGGAUCCUAUUAAAUUAUUAUUUUGUGUUUUCAUUCCUAAUUCUAUGGGCAGAGCCAUGUAGUUGAGUCCUAGACAUUCUGUUACAUAACAGAAUGUUACAAUGCUCCCCAUGUAAUGUUAAUGGGGAGCUAACAUGGCUGCAAUAGAAUGUUGCAGUGUCAUGUAAAUGCAGAAAUCUCAAUGGCCCAACUCUAUAAUUACAUGGUUCUGAUGACAGCAAUCUACCCUAUCAUGGCACCUGAGCCAACACAGGUUUCCAAACCAUUUCCUAUUCUAAACAUGACAGUGAAAAGUACAAAACACAUUGAUCACACAGGUUUUAUAUCUAAAUAUGGGUUGACAGUGCCUUCAGUUUAUAUAAUAUAUCCAAAAACUCUCUUUGCAAACCAAAACAUUUUAUAAGUAAUCUGGACCAACCUUAGUUUACAAUCAUCUCUAUCGUGAUUUGCUGCUGCUAAAGGAGCUAACAUGAGCGCCGUAAAUUCCUUACAGCAUCAAUGUCCUCUUCAUCAUUGUAUCUGUGAAGGAGGGUUGGAUGAAAGAAUGACGUCUUUUUUAUAAUUGUUUGAAUAUGAGGUUUAGAAGAACUCUCUGCAUUGUUCUAUACUGUAAUGAAGUAAAUGUCGUUUUUUACUUAUUGUCACCUUUGUUUUUUUUGCUGCAAAUCUUCAGACUUCCAUGGAAAAGCUCUGUGGUGUUUCUACUAAUUCGAUUGAUCAAUAAAACCUUGAAAAAAAA
Oncorhynchus mykiss (rainbow trout) is the source of this 2245-nucleotide messenger RNA. RefSeq names its product ectonucleotide pyrophosphatase/phosphodiesterase 6 (gene enpp6). Gene Ontology annotation, cellular component: plasma membrane. The record is from RefSeq and is a predicted model, not a curated record. Lineage: Eukaryota; Metazoa; Chordata; Actinopteri; Salmoniformes; Salmonidae. Gene Ontology annotation, biological process: choline metabolic process; lipid metabolic process. Gene Ontology annotation, molecular function: glycerophosphodiester phosphodiesterase activity.